Molecule: messenger RNA, 1247 nt
Organism: Leguminivora glycinivorella
Lineage: Eukaryota; Metazoa; Arthropoda; Insecta; Lepidoptera; Tortricidae
Product: chymotrypsin-2-like
Exons: 5
Coding region: 21-1088 (355 amino acids)
Biological process (GO): proteolysis
Molecular function (GO): serine-type endopeptidase activity
Source: RefSeq, a predicted model, not a curated record
UUAAUUGAUAUAAAUAGCCGAUGAAGUUACGGCUCAUCAUAACAGUGUUUGUGGUUAACCAAACAACAAUCAUGACUAAUUCAGUGUAUCUAUUGAUCCUAGGUCUUCUAGGAUUAUCUAUGGGUCUACCUGUCGAAGACGCUUUCGACCUCCAACACUCAUCAGUACGCUACAACCCUCAAGACUUUUACGCCCCCUCGCGUCCCGUGGAAUCAGCUAGCCGCAUAGUGGGCGGCGGGGACGCUCCCGAUGCGUACGCCGAGCACAUGGUGGGGCUCCUGAUCGGAGUGUACGUGAAGAGUUUCGUGUGCGGGGGGCUCGUGGCUAAGGCGGAUGUUGUCUUGACUGCGGCGCACUGUGUGGACGUUGUCAUAUCGUGGUGGACAGGGGAGUUGAUGGAUACAUUCCGUGGCCAGAUCGGAAGCAACGCCCUAAGCCACGGCUACGAAGAGAUCCGUUUCUCAAGGUACCUGAACCACCCAGCCUGGGACCACGUCACCAUCAAGAAUGACGUAGGCAUUCUGUGGCUGACCGAGGCGUUGUCUGAUAAUUCUCCAGCCAGACCUAUCGCGCUGAGCUUCAAGAAGGUCGGAGGUGGAGAACUCCUGACUGUUACCGGAUGGGGGAGACUGUCGAGCUGGGGAUCGCUGCCAGACCUCCUGCAGAAGCUGCAAAUGUACUCCCUAAGCCAAGCCGAGUGCGAAGAAGGGAUACAGAGGGCCAGGGACGAGAUUAGCGCGGAGACUCCGGACGUGGUGGAGAAGGUCGAGAUCUGUACGAUGCACACGCUUGGCGCUGGGCAGGGAAUGUGCAAUGGUGACUCCGGCAGUGGUUUAUGGCUAGAGAAAUCAAGGAAAACGAAGUGCAAGACGGGAGAGAAGUGUGUAAAAGGAAGUUGCGAGAAGUGUGAAAAGUGGGAGAAGUGCGACAAAGAAGUGUGUGAAGGAGUGAAGAGGGUAGUGGUCGGUUUGGUGUCCUGGGGCUUCCCAUGUGCUCGUGGGUACCCGGAUAUGCACGCGAGGGUUAGUGGCUUCAAGGACUUCUUGGUACCUAAUCUGAGAUUGUCAGCGGGCGAAUAUGAGGAAUAAACUGUUAUUUCUCAGACAAUUUUAAGGGUGUCACACAUCGAUCGAUAGUUUCUAGAUUGUCAACCAAAUCUUGGCACCAAAAACAGGCGGCAACUUUGGAAAAUGUAGGGUUCCCCGGCCAAUUGUCUUCAUAAAACGUGUGCCUUCCUAAACCUUGAC